Messenger RNA from Linepithema humile (Argentine ant), 9017 nucleotides. RefSeq lists its product as uncharacterized. The record is from RefSeq and is a predicted model, not a curated record. Lineage: Eukaryota; Metazoa; Arthropoda; Insecta; Hymenoptera; Formicidae.
GACGUUUUUCGCAGGACAAAUCUGUAAAAAAAUCGCUGUACUGGAAGUUUCUCCUGGGAAAGAUGACAAUGGUCCCGCUCGACGGAGUUCACCGCGAGAAAAGCGUAAUACGUGAAGGACGGCCGCGAAAUCGGCGGAGUGCGAAUCGAGUGCGGAGCAUCUCGCCGCGCCUUUCUCUCUUUCCCUCGGUCGACGUUUCGACCCAUUUCGGAGCACGACCGUGGUACACGCUACUCUCCGACGAGGAUCCAUGAUAGCCAGCAACAACUCGGCCGACGUCGCUGGAAUGGAAAGUCGUUGCCGGUACGGUCAGCGGGGGCAUGGGCGACAGCAGAGCACGGCGGCGGUAGCGGUGGCAGUGGCGGUGGCGGCGGCAGUCUCGGUCGGCGCGUCACGCUCGCUGACGGACGUCGCUCGCAGGAGGAGUGCUAGUCGUGCGGCUAGAGCGAGCGAGGCUGCUCCGUUUCAUUGAUCCUCCCGUGCGCGUCUCGCGAACUCAUCGCGUUUUACUCUACGCGCGGCAAGAGGCUCCUCUCGCGAGGAGAAACGACGACGAUGGCAAGACGUUUGCGAGCGCGACCGCGCACGGUCGUCCCGUCGACAUCGUUCUCGAGUAACUCACGUUACUCGCAAUCGUGAUUUCCGCAAGCGGGUGUCCCGGAGCGAUUGCCGAAUUUGCGACAUCGGUCGCGGACAACCGACGGACCCGACGGCCGUCGAAGUCGCGUCGCGUGCGUCGGCGGCGGUCUUCUCAGCAUUCGUCACGCGAAAUCGAUAAACGGGGACGUCGCGAGAAAGAGAGAGAAACGAGCGCACUUACGCGCGCACGUUACAAUUCGCGUAGUGAAAGGUGCGAAACGAGGACGAGAGAAAGAGAGAGAGAGAGAGAGAGAGAGAGAGAUAAGGUAUUUCGAAGACAAUUGCGGAGAGCGCGAGUGAUAGCGACCGUGGACUCGACUCGGUGGGAAUCCGCGCGACAUUUCGCCUGGCCGCCGCUGUGGAAAUCGUACGCAACAUACGGCUGCCGCGCCGAACUCAAGCGCGUGUGUCUUGCCGAAAAAUCUCGAAUCGCGUUUUGUCCGACGCGUGUGAUUCUCCUGUCAAUGGAACAUUGCGCUCCGCAUAGCAUAGCAGUAUAGUAACCUUGAGACACACCGUCAAGGUAAUUGAUCUCUGCGGUAGAAGCGACAGCCAUCUGUCUUCGACCUCGUGCUGAUUCCAGCAUCGAACGCAGCAUCGGCGACGCGAGCAGCGGCGAUUAUCCGCGAAAUGAAGAAAAGCUGGAGCAUGCCGCGAUCGAUACGCGCACGGCCUUCGCCGGACUGAACGUCCUCGCGCACGCAACGCGAAGCGGAACGCGCGUCUUUCGCUGGGAACACGUGCCGCCGACACGACGGCACCGUCGUGUGUCGGCAGAUUGGUGGUCGGUCGUCGCGGCAACUGGACGAGAGGAUCGAAGUAUGUGACUUCCGCGACGCUCUUGGAUCACACCAGCGCGAGGAGAGGGAUGUUGCGACCGUUCGACGGCAGGAUCACUUAACAGCGGCCGGAUCCCGCGUGGUCCGUAACGCGAAUACGCGAGCGUGUCGAUGGCCGCGCGACGACGGGGUUGUCGGACAAUGAACGAUAACGCCGACAUAUAGACAGGUGGAUAUCGUUAGUCGCGCGAGAAAGUGUACACGCGCCGCCGCCGUGGGAACACGAGCGAGAGGGACAGGUAGGAAGCCGUAGCACAGGUGGCGGUGGACAAGGACGGACAGCAAGGUGAAAGGAGGACGGCCUGAGGGAGGAGGAGACGGAGCAGGAAAAAGAGAAUAGCGCUUACUGCGUACUGGGGUGAGCCCCCCUGUAAGUGGAAAAGCAUACAAUGGAACGGAGGACAGCGUGUUGGUGUAGUAUGAUGACACAAAGAGAAGGAAGGAGUGAAUAAAAGAAGGGAAAAAAAGAAAAGGAGCAGGAAAAAAAAAAGAUAAGGAAAGGGAGAAAGAGAGCGGAAAGAAGCACCGACAAUGAAGGAACACGGGAACAAACAUCCGGCGGAACCGGCGGCGAAGACGCUCAAGUCGCUGCUGAAGAAGCCGGGUCAGACGAAGGCGAAGUCGCAGAAGCAUCGCGUGGUGAUCAACGAGAAGCUGAACGAGUUCUUCGCGGCGGACUACAUCAUACUGAUCAAGGAGGAGUGUUGUGCCGACUACGACGAGGAGUGCGACUGUUACCAGGAGCACGAGUUCAUGCCGUUGGGCAGUUGCGAGGAGUGCCGGGCGGAAUUAAAUCUGCACUUUGGCAUCGACCCCGGUAACGGUAGAUACGGCGAGAUGGCGAGGGGUGUAGAGCAGGCGCUCUGCGAGAACGCCGCGCGGGAUCCUCGCGGGUCCCGCGGCAAGAAUCAGCAGGGUCGCGAGGACUCGCAGGAGGACGAGGAAGAGGACGAGGAGGAGGCGGACGACGGCGAGGAGGAAGAGGACGACGAGGAAGAGCGGGAGGAGGAGGAGGACGACGAGGAGGAGAAGAAGAGGAUCAACGGCAAGGUGGAGAGGGUGGUGGUAGCGGCAGCGGCGAAGGAUGGCAGCGAGCGAGGAAAUGUGGAUGCGGAGAACGCGGCAAAAGGACGCCGGCCGAAGGAAACCGCGGAUUCCCAGGAGGAGAGCGGAACUGCGGUUCCGCCAGCACCGCCGCCGCCGCGACACGAGCAGCAGCAACAACAGGAAACGCUUAGCCCGCCGGAGGGUUAUAAAGAUGUGUGCUCGAACAACGAGAUCGCGAACGAGACGGAGCAGCGUAGCCGCGCGUCCUCCGCAUGCACGGAAUGCAAUUACUAUCAGCAACAGGCAACGGAGUGUGAGUCGCAAGCGAAGGAUCAUGGGAGUGAGCAGAACACGCAGGUCAGCAAGGAGCACGAUGCAAGAAAUUUGCAAGAAAGACUGGAUAAGCAGCAUCGACCGUCUGUCCCUGAUUUGCAUCAUCGUUAUCUCGUGGAAACAAUAACGAUGACAACUGUUACGGAACGACGCAUCGUACGGGAAAUUAGCGAGGAGGAGCGGAAAGAUUGCUUCGGGCAAUCCGAUACGGAUAAAGACAAGAACGCUUGCGACGUCCCAAAGGAUAACGGUUUCAAUUCAGCGCUUUGUCCCGCAACGGGCGCUCCGAUGUCGCUGGUUCACGAGAACGCGUCGCAGUUCACUGGACGAUGCAACGAGACCGACGUCACGGAAGGCAUCGACGCGAAUGCCAAAAAUUCGCAGUCGGGCGGUGACAAAAGGGAGAUGAUGGCGGAAGCGGAACGCAUCAGCGAUCAAACGGCGCCGUGCGAGCAGCAGCCGCGCGAGCAGGACGCGAAAGAGCUGUCCCUCAUAUUCAAGCUGGGCAACGUCUCCCUCGCCAGUAACAGUCUGAAACCGAAUUCCGCAGUGAGACAACUUUUUCCUAACCCGAAGUUCAUCUCGCCGCCGCCGGCGCCGGCCGGCAAGGCGAACUCGGCCGGCGUUUGCCCGGAGCACUCUCAGGACGACGAGCAGAAGUUUUUGAUUACCGCCGAGAGUUUGCGGCUAUUCGACGCGGUGAAGAAGUCGACGAUCCCCGGCGGCUCGUACGAGUCGCCGGAGUGCGAGGCGAGCUCCAUCAAACGCUCCAUCGAGCGGAACACUCUGCGACGCAGUCUGAUCGGUAAGUACAACACGGUAUCGCGCAAGAAAAAUCUACGGCCGAAGAAUCUGUCGCUGGAGGAGCGCAUCAGGCAGCUCACGUGCGUCGAUCAGGACGACGAGAACGUGGACACGACCGAUAGCUCCGAUAAUACCAACUCGGCGAACGACGCCGUCGCGUACGGCGGAGAUCUCCCGAUACGAACGCCGCCGUUGGGCGAGGAACGGCCUACGUGCGAGUCGCUGCCGGCGACGGAAACCACUGCCACUUUAACAAUGGUCCCGACGAGAUCCAACUCUCUGACGACUGCGACGACGACGGCGAUGGCGACGAUGGCGAGCACGAUGACGUCCGCGAAUACGGCGCACAAUCCGAUGGAGAUGCCGAUGCUGAUGGCGGAUAACACGCCGAAUCAGUCCACCUACAGGAAGAUCACGGAUCUGUUCGCGCAUAAAAAGAACGUCCAGCCGAAUCUGCCGGAUCUCGGGAUCGGCCCGGGCGGCAGAAACCUUCUCGCCAAGGAAUGUCAGUCGAAGAAUCCGUUGAUGAAGAUGAAUUCAGACGUCGGAAGACAGCUGCUGGCGAGUUUGGCGCCGUUAUCCUGCGUCGCCAUCAACACCUCCGACAAUCAGGAUGUUUAUUACCGGAACGAAUCGAGGAUAUUGGCGUCCGCGAAUCGCGAAUCGAUCAACUACAAUUCGGACUCGUCUUACAGUCUGGAGGACAUAGAAGCGGCUUUGAACGGCGACGAACGGAAAUACGCCGGUCAACCGGACGUGACAAGAUGCACGCCGAUAGGCGGCAGACCCGACAUCGGCGACAACACUGCCGAUGAGCUGCUCGCGUUCGUCGAGCAGGACAAGUCGCGGAUGGAGCGGAUAAAGCGUCGCUACAAUGAGACGGAAGAGCGUUACACAUUCAUUAAUGGCUAUCAUACGGAGGAUAAAGUCGCGAAUACGUCGAACGAAAAUACAAAAAAUCACGACGGCAAGGACAAAGCUCAGGCGGACAAUGAGGAGGACGACGAGGAUGACGAGCUCAAUGAUUACGGCUUCAAUCGGCGACCUUCGGUGACGGGCAUUAAACAUCAAUACGAAGCUGUCAACGAGACUGCUCAUCGGACGCGAUCCUGCGCCACCCCCGCGGCAAAUAACUUCAACGAAGCAAGACCCAACUCGAUAUGGCCGAUGUACUGCGACGUGAACGGCGAGAAGGUCGAUGCGACGAAGGCCUUGUUGACCGCCGAUACGGACGAGGCGAUCUCCGUACCCGCGGAUGCGUAUCCCACGAUGGCUAGUUUCGAAAGAGACACGAACACGAUCAAUCGGAUAAAUACAAUGCAGCGGCAGAUCGACGAUAUAUAUCAGACGAUCGCCGAGAGCACGGCACAGGGGAUCUCCGAGCACACGACUUAUCUGGAGAACGCGAUGCCACCGCGGCAGUUCGUCAGAACACCAUCCACCGACAACGCCGCGCAUCUGUACGUCGAGCACAGGAACGGUUACUUCCAGGAGCAGCAGCAGCUGUCCAGCACGCGCAUGCUGCGUAUCGCUGGCGGCGGCAACGGCAACGGCAACGGCAACGGCAACGGCAACGGCGAUGAUCUCGCGGGCGCGAUAUACACGAACACCCUGUCGAAGAUGCAGCGGCGCAACCCACCGGUCACGAUCGCUAAUUAUCAUUGCAACGUGCUGCCCAGUGGCGCGGUGCCUGCCGUUAAUACCAAGUGCUACCGCACUAUGUACUUCGUGCCGUACAGCGGCAUGUCGGAUCCCACGUAUCAGAACUUGCAGCGCAUCCUGCCGCCGCAUUCCUCGCCAAACUACGCCAACCACAUCGAGCGAUAUCCGUAUCCUCGUCUGAACAAGACUGGCCAGCAGCAACAACAGCAACAACAACAAGCGCUCUAUUACAAUGCGACCCGUUCCGUCACGGCGAAUCUAAACGCAUCGCCGCCCAUACCGCCUCCGCCUCCGCCACCUCCGCCGCUCGCGUCCGUUUCCACUCCGAAUUCUCUGCCGCUGCAGAACACCCAACAGGCUCUGCACCUGCACAUACAUCCUCACCAGGGCGCCGAGGACUUCCGAUCGCCCAAUAUGGCGUUCUCGCCCGUACCGCACUCGGCGGUGCAUCCCAUGCAAUUCCACCAGCAUCACCAGCACCAGCAUCCACAUCAUCACGGCGAGAUGGGCUCGUAUCGUAUGCCCGUGGUGACGCAGCAGUCACCACCGUCCUCGUACACCGUGAUCGCGCCGUCGAGAUGCAUCCCGGCGAGUAAUCAGGACGGUUAUCCGCUGUACCCGGCGCACGUGGCGCGCGGCAAUGCCACCGCCGCAGCCGCCGCCGCCGCCGCCGCCGCUGUCGCUGCGGACGUGCAAACGCAGACAAUUUCCAUCGCGGCCGCCUCGUCCUUCUCGUCUUCAUCCUCCUCGUCGUCCUCCUCGUCAUCCUCGUCAUCGUCCUCGGCGUCAGCACUGUCGUCGUCCUCGUCUUCGUCCACCUCGGCCACUGCCACCUCCUUGAAAUGCACCGGGAUCGUGCCGAAUAACAAAAACUGCGAGCCGAUCCUGGGAACGUCCUACAGCGUCAAUAAUGGCGCGCAAUCCGUGGCGAGCAACACCAGCGCUCCGCUCGCAUGCUCGGCGUCCUCGACGGCGGCGGCGGCGGCGACGGCUAUAUCCUCGGCGACGGUGAUGCAAUUACCGCGCGCCGUCAACAUAUGUCCGAUGACGGAGCGCGGGGUUCCCGAGGGUGAAGCCAGCGUCUCGCAGCCGUCCGGUCUGGCGAGUUCGACACCGCACAUCCUGCUGAUGUCCAACUCCUACGUAGAUCCUAACGCCAGUCUUAUAUCCACUCCAACCAACGCUCCGAAUACAGUUUACUACGCUAUGAACGUCUGAAGAUGAACGACGUCGGAAGAUAAAUGAGAUCUCGAAAAGAACGUCUGAAGAAUCUCGCGGAGAUUUGGGAUGUUCGUACAAUGUGCUUGGGACGAUCGCAUCGCCCGGAAGGUAUUUUAAUUCUUUGAUACCAUGUCUCGAGGGACUUUGACGCGGGUUAUAUAUAUUACGAAGGUGCGCGUUACCAUAGCGAUCUCGCCGUCUUCUCCAUCUUCUACAGUCGAUUGAACGUAGCGGAAAUUAUUCGUCAUUAUCUAUUGAGGUAGCGACGUUCAUUAAGAAACAGUAGUCAAUGAGUUAAAGCGCAAUCCUUAAAUUUGUUUCCGGUUCCGCUUUCGCUUUCUUCAUCUCCUCAUUCUAUUUCAUUCUUUUAUAUUUUUUUACUUCACUCUUUGCGCUUCCUUAUUCUUUUCAUCCACUUAAAGAGUUCGCUCGCUUUGCCAUUUUUUUAUGACUGAUUUUUUCACGAAACAAUGACAUUCACGAAACAGUACCGAAAAAUGCCUCAUUCCCAGAGCGCCUAUUUCUUUCAAUUGAUGAAAUGCGAGAAUUAUAUUUUUUCAAGAAAUGCGACUGAUGAGAGACAUCUCUGUGUGGGAUCACAAGCACCAAAGUCAUAAACGCCCUUCAAAGCAUAAGUUGCAAACUUUUCAUUGAUAUAUCUAUAAUAACGAUAUAGAGUAAAAGAUGUAUAUGUGUACGUGUCACGCUAUAUUGCACUCACAUCAAUGCUUUCUGACAUUAUUUUCAUGAUUUAAGCACACGCAAAUAUGUUUUAUCGCGAUGCAACGAUGUUACUUUGACUUAUUACUUUACGCUCGUUAUCAUCGUAAUGUUGUAAUACUACGCAAACUUUCUGUAGAUAUCGUCACGUAGAUCUGUGGUUUUAGGUUUAUUUCUGUGUCCGCAGUAUAUUGUAGAUAUCGCGAUAAAGAUCGGUAUUUAUGAUCUGACGAAGUUGUUAAUUGUUUUCAGUUUGCGACGAUAAUUUAUAAAAUCGCGUUCGCGAAAUCGCUGAGGUCGGAAUGUAAGCGUUAAACCGAAUUGCGUGUAACGAGACGACAAAGGCCGGCGGAGAAAGAAAGAGAGAGAGAAAGAGAGAGACCGUCGCAGGAAAAUACGCGAUAAGAAUUUCUUUAAGGGAAAGAGACGCGGCAGCUGUACAUUCCGCAGUAUAUUUCGAAAAGAGAGAAACGUCUCCUACCUUGCUUAUUUCGUAGUAAAAUCGCUUCGAGUCUUCUCCUUAGAGCGGAAGAUGCUAUUCGUGAAUUUCACUUAUACGCUUCAUGCCAAAUUAAAACGUAUCAAUGCCUCUAGUCAGUAUAAAAUUAGUCUACGAUGUAAGAGAUAUACGAAUGCCAAAAAAAAAAAAAAGAAGAAGAAAGAAAAAAGAAAAUAUAAUUCACACUUAUUGUUAGUUAAUUAAUUUCUUGACGCGCCGCUAACGAGCCGUGGAUGCUCCUCCGCGUCGCGUAACGAGGAGCGCUAUUCGCGGCCCGUCGAUCGCGCGUUUGAUGAAACCAAAAUUACGUAGCGUAUCUAUUUACAGUUAUAUAGAAGCGACAAUGUCUAACAAUAUGAAAUUUCUUAAUGACGACAAGUAUUAUGUACGCACAGGGAGUAAGUACAAAGUACUCUGCGAUGCUAGAAUAUUUGUUACGACAUGCUCAUUCUUGAAUUACACACACACCCACACAUACACGCGCGCGCGCGCGCGCACACACACAUAUUCACACAUACACACAUAUAAACGCAGCCACGCGUACACUUAAUUAAUCUCAUCGGGAACUCGUUGAAAGUACAACCGUCAUCACGUAUAUACUCGUCCCCCCCCCCGUAGUUCGCGUUCAUAGAUCAUCUUUAUCUACCGAAAGCUCUCGAUGGUACGUAGUUCGAAUAGACAAUAUAGGGACGCACGGAUCUAUUUUUUAGCAUAGCCAUCUUCCCCGUUGACCGCCUCACCUGUCGAAGCGCGUACCCUAUGACGUAAAGUAGCGCCUCCAAGAUCGAGGAACAAUCGCACGGCCUAUAUAGUUCACUCGCGGAACAAGAUAUAGAUACUUAUUUAUUUUCUUCGUGCCAAAACGUUGCAAUGAUUCGCGGCAGCAGGAAGGUGUAUUGUAUACAACUCGAAACAAGUUGAUACGAAAGGCUGAGCAUCUGACAGUCAAUUACGGCGAGAGAAUUCGUGAUCGUGACGGGAACGGGAAAGGUGAUUGAACGUUUUUAUUACACCGCAGGGAUGAGACAGAUAACAAUAUCUCGUUUGGUAAAACGUUAAUGGAUCGAUAGCGAUGCGGCGAGCGGUUGAAAAAAAUAUCACUCUUCUAUUUGUUGUUCUCGCGCGAGAGAGUGUUGACAUAUUGUUCAAAUGAUUGACUCUAAUAGUAGGUUGCUUAUCACGGGAAUAUUUAAGACGAGAGAAAGAGAGAGAGAGAGAGAGAAAGAGAGAGAGAGGCGAAUAUAUUGUGUAUA